CUCUUUCAGGACGCAGACGUCUGCAGGAGUUGCAUUGUAGUGUUCAGCUCUUCACUUGUUUCUGCUCACUUUGAGAAGCUGUGCCUCAACAUGCCUUCCACUCGUUCUAUGAAGUCUGCGGCCCUGCCCCCAUCCAGCAGGAUGAGUCUGAGGAGCUUCCGGAGCGUUUCCAUGUCGUCCUGCUCCUCCUCUUCUGCCUCCGCCUCCGAUGAUAGUUGUGACAGCUUCGGAUCCGAUGGAGGUUUCGCAAGCACGAGGUCCAACCUGAGACCGGCGAAGAGGAUGACCCCCCCAAAGGUGUUCAAGUCCCCCACCGAGGAGGCUUGCAGCGCCUUCGAGACCGCCAUCAGCACCAGUAUGGGAGCCAUGAAGGUCCGGUCGGAACCGCGGAGAGCGGCUCGCAAGGCCACGCCCCUCAAGGUUGCCAUGGUGUUCCCGGCCCGGAAGACCGCCCCCAAGAGAGCGGCCCCGGAGCCUCUGGCCGGCGGGGAGGAGGAGGAGGGGGAGAACUUCCUGGACAAACGGGCCAUCAACAUCAAGGAGAACAAGGAGAUGCUCGCCAAGCUCAUGGCGGAGAUAAACAAAGUGCCCGGUCUGUUUCCCCGGAGAAUGGCCAUGUCCCUCCCGUCAACGCCCCGGCGUGCACACAAAGCCCCGGGGGUCCGCCGGAGACAGCAGGUAUCGUCCCGGCCCCAGACCCGCUCCAGGGCCCGGGGGGAUGGGCCCUUGCCCCCCACCCCCGACAACCACAACGAGGAGGAGGAGGAGGACGAAGAGGAGCAGGACCAGCUCAGUCUGGUGCGCCGCAGCCGCUACUACGAGCCGGCCCCGGCGCGGCGGUCGCUGUACUCGGGGUCGCUGACGACCGCCCACGUGGUGCGGCCGGUGGAGGACGUCACGGAGACGGAGCUGAACCGCAUCUGCACCAACGUGAAGGAGAAGGUCUACAACAGCUCCACCGGAACCACAUGCCACCAGUGUCGUCAGAAGACGACCGACACCAAGACCUGCUGUCGUAACCCAGAGUGUGUGGGGGUGAGGGGGCAGUUCUGCGGCCCCUGUUUGAGGAACCGCUACGGGGAGGAGGUGCGGGCGGCGCUGCUGGACUCGGAGUGGCAGUGCCCGCCCUGCCGAGGGAUCUGCAACUGCAGCUUCUGCCGGGCGAGGGAUGGUCGUUGUGCCACCGGCGUGCUGGUGUACCUGGCCCAGUUCCACGGCUACGACAACGCCCACGCCUACCUGAAGAGCCUGAAGAAGAAGCUGGAGGAGGACUCUGAGUAGACCCCUGGGUGUCCUGCUCCCUGCGUGGCUGACAUGUCCUCAACCCGGUGGUUAUCCCUUCAAGGCAGUACUCAGGACAACACGCUUAUGUUGCGCGUUAAUGCAGUUUCAAGUGCCGCGUCUGGGUCUGCUUGUUCGUUCCUUGAAUGUUGUAUAUUUUGUUCCCUUGUGUUCUGUUGAACACAAGCUUUUUUGGAGAGAGGUAUUAUUCCUCGAGCUUUGUUGGCAAAGUUUUUUGCCAAAGUUCGCACAUCGCAGUAGCCAAGCUGAUUUUUGUCCUUGCUUUUUUUUAGUCGCUACUGUAAACUGCCCCUACGCACUAAUUUCAUUACUCGACAAUUCCAAAUAGCUGGCAUCUUUUCCCGUUCAGUGUCAGCCGUUGUUGUUCCCCCGAGAUCAGAUCAUUUCUUUACAUUGUUUUAAAUGUAACACAUUGGACACAUGCGAGUUGGCCUCCAUUCAAAUGCCCCGUAUGCCUUUUCUUUUUUAUAAACAGGAAGUGUCAUUAUACUGUGUCUCGUUCCUUCCCCCUUGUCCGUGGAGUUGAACAGCUUGUAUCUCCUCUCGCCCUGAGAUCAAACCCGCUCAAUGUCAAAUAGUCCUUGUUGGACGGCCGUUGUGCCGGCAAUGCCAGUGAACUAGAGAAGGACAUACGCACUUGGCUCCGUCGCCUACUGUGAUAUACUGUGGUACCUAGUUAAAUAUCCUUCAUUAGAUAACUGUCACUAAUGGUCUGGAAACAAUUAGCAGAGUCUAAUGGGGAUCCCAUACCUGUAAAUCAUUUUGUCCUAUUAAAGAACAUUCCCGCUCAUCUCUUUUUUUUUCUCCCAUCGUUUCUUGCGAUGCUUCAGCGUUAAGUUGGAAAGGUUUUCAAGUGGCACUCAUGUGGCAAAAGACCUAUGGGCUUUAUUUUCUGUUCAGAAGUGCGAUAAUGACACAGAAUUAGCUGUGGACGGUUCGCAGCCCUGAGACGCACUAGGUUUGACCCGUCUUCUUCCGCAUGCGUCAUAACACUUAGAGCUCUUCUUCUUGGACUUUAUCACCCAUACAUCUCGGUGGAGGCGUUCUAAAUUUAGAUUUAGGACAUGUCCGUGCUUCUUAUUUGACAUUGAGCUGUUAUGUUGUGAUUUUAGUUAUGAAUGCACGUGCUUUUGAUGAACACAUCACACUGGUGAUUCGUUUUUUGUAUUUACAUUUACAUUUAGGGCAUUUAGCGAUGGUAAAUGCACACAUUGACACACCGACGGCGGAGUCAACCAUGCAAGGCCAGCUCGUCAGGAGCAGUUAGGGUUAAGUGUCUCGCUCAGGGACACAGCGACACUCAGCUAGGAGGAGCCGGGGAUUGAACUAGCAACCUACCGGUUAUAAGUCAACCUGCUCUGCCUCCUGAACUAAGCCAACCCCAGUUUUAAUUAGUGAUAUUUACUGACGGCCAAACAAUAUAAUCUAUCGGUUGAGUUGAACUGCAUCAGCGGUGUGAUAUAGUGAGACGUUCAGACGUUUUUAUUUUCCUUUAGUUCCCCGUUUGAAUCCGUUGACUGUUGAAUGGACUUGUGCAUUCAGAAGUAAAUCUCUGCUUAAUGUUUAAUGGUAGUUCACUCAAGCAGUCAGUCAACACUAGUCAAUCAUUACGCUUUGCUUGACUGAUUGGAAAUUGUUGUUCUGAUUAGCAAACCCAUAAAAUUACUUUUUCUCCAAGUGUUUUUCUCUGUUCCAUCACCCUUCAUAACCCCUUUAGAUGAAGAGAAACUUGCAUUUCACAAUAUUCAUGCCUGAUGGGAUUCGUCAUAAAUUAUCCCAAACCGCCUCCACGAAACAAUACGAAAACAGCUCGCAAAAAAGAGCCCAAUAUAAUUAUUCUAAAGAUUGAAACAAAUGAUUAGUAUGCAAGUUUAAAGUGGCAUCCGACAACGUUUUACAUUUGUGCAUAUAUUGUUAAAUACUCUGCCUCAAAAUGUCUGGUUUAUGUUGUCUAAGGUUACACAAAUAAUUCCAUAUGCGGAAUAACAUUAUGUAUAUGAAUGUUAUUCCGAGGUUAGAUUUUCUUUUUCCGUCCCCAAAAAAGGAACAUUUCAAAAACUAUUAUUAGCAUAAUAAAGAUGCACUUGAAAAUAGCGCUACUGUAUUAAAUACCAAUGAUCAUCCACUUUGGGGUGAUGAAUAUUUAGGGGAAAUAAUUGUUUACGACGCUCAAGCAUUCGGCUGAUCUGGUAAUCAGGCUAUGAAAUACAAUAUUUAUUCAUUAGAGC
Gadus chalcogrammus (walleye pollock) is the source of this 3530-nucleotide messenger RNA. It is a transcript of the gene cdca7a, whose product is annotated as cell division cycle associated 7a. Gene Ontology annotation, biological process: regulation of DNA-templated transcription. The coding region runs from base 91 to 1281 and encodes 396 amino acids. The record is from RefSeq and is a predicted model, not a curated record. Gene Ontology annotation, cellular component: nucleus. NCBI's taxonomy places the organism in Eukaryota, Metazoa, Chordata, Actinopteri, Gadiformes, Gadidae. The transcript is spliced from 10 exons.